Messenger RNA from Acanthaster planci (crown-of-thorns starfish), 1773 nucleotides. RefSeq names its product endoribonuclease YbeY-like. NCBI's taxonomy places the organism in Eukaryota, Metazoa, Echinodermata, Asteroidea, Valvatida, Acanthasteridae. Gene Ontology annotation, biological process: rRNA processing. The record is from RefSeq and is a predicted model, not a curated record. Gene Ontology annotation, molecular function: metalloendopeptidase activity.
GGCCCCAUCCAUCACAAAGAUCAAUGAUAAGGAUAUAUGACCACGUCUGAGUGACAAACAUUUUGUGCUCGAAAAUUGUAAACACAAUUUCAUCAUCUUCGUAAUCGCAUCAUAAGACUCAAUUUGCUGUUGUUUAUACUUGUAUUUAGUUAAGUGUCUGUGAGUGAAGUAUGACUCUUCUCCUCAGAAACCUCCAGAAAACGGUAUCCUUUGACUUGCCUAAGUUAAAGGCCGACAUCAACUUGUUGCGGCGAAUUAUUCGAGCAGAGCGUUAUGACUUGGCUGUUAUCUGCAUGGAGGACAACCAGCUACGUGAAAUGAACAAGAUUUAUCGAGGCAAGGAUGAAGCAACAGACGUUCUGUCAUUCCCUGCUCAUGAAAGCCUUGCACCUGGCCGAUUGCCUGAUCCCUGGAGCGACCUUGCUGAUCUGGGUGACAUCUUUCUAGGGAUGCCUUUUAUACAGGAACAGUGUAAAAAAGAUGGAACAGAUAUUGACACUGUUUUGCCUGUGGUAGUGACACAUGGACUCUGCCAUCUUAUUGGCUACAAACAUGACACUGGUGAUCGACUCAAACAGAUGUACAAGCGAGAAUUGGACAUCCUUGAAGAAUACAACAAGCUUACUAAAAGUAGCCUGAGGCCACUGACAAAAGAUCCUGCAGAAAAUUAAUGUGCAGUUAAAUUAAGGGUCACUUCCUAAUUAAUCAAAUCAGAUGACUUUGACAGACGGAAUUUUCUCACCUGCCACCUCACUCAUAAUAAAACUGAUGGAAGAGGUCUCCACUUCACUUCCUCCCAUGCCCUGUGACCUGCUGCCAUCACCUUAAAAUGACUGAUCACAUCCUCAAAACUAAUUGGAGAAAAAGGUUCUUCUGUUGUUGAAAUGAUUAUGUACGGUAUUCAUGAAGAAACUGGCAAGUGUAUUUAGAUGUUGAGUGAAUGCAAUUGAUGAUGGGAUCCAUUUCUUAUUGUUAAAUUAUUGUCAAUUAGAUGAUAGUGAUAGCUGGAGAGGUGGUGUACAGUUAAUUACCAAGUUUAGAUUUACAGUAUCUCGCUGCAAGUACUGUAGUCCCGAAAAUUACAGUUGUAAUCUUUCUUGUAGGCUUAUUUCCCCUCACAGAUGAAAAUGUAACAUGGGAAUUCCUACAUUGGAUAUAAUUUUAAUGCCUUGAUUUAUAGUUUUAUAAAGCUUCUUGCACAAAGCAAUGCAAAGCCAUGACUAAAUAUUAAGCUGCUAUUUUUCUGUGAUGUUCCCUUUAUACUGUAAUUGUUACAGAUAAACAGAAAUUCUCAGGUUGAACAGAUUACCUUCUGUUGCCAUGGUAAUGUUCAAAUCCUCUGGGGCAUUCAGAUUGUAUGUGAAUGUAAUUCAUCAAAAACAGCCUCUGUUGAGAUUAACUUGGAAUAGACUCUUCAAAAGAUUUUUAAAUUUCAUAUCUGAACAUUUUAAUAAACAGUAAAUAACCUGACAGUUAAAUCACUUGACAGGUCAUGUCACGUACAUGCCAACUACAUCUGUAUACAGGUAUAUGUCCUGACAUAGUCUGCUUACCUUUUCUGAAAACUCCCAGUCAUUUGUCAGUCAGCCAGUGCUAUGUCCCUCGGUGUUUACCAUACUCCUGAUGUGUGUAUAACUUCUUGUUAUACAAAGUGAAUUUUCAACUGAGGACUUGUAUAGAAUUUCAAGAUAUUAAAUAUGCCUACAGAUAAGUCCAAACAAUGGUUUGUUAAUCAUUUUUUAAACAAAUCCUGUAAUAAAAUUGGCUCAGAUA